This is a messenger RNA of Limanda limanda (common dab), 1386 nucleotides long. RefSeq names its product ankyrin repeat and SOCS box containing 4 (gene asb4). Gene Ontology annotation, molecular function: protein binding. The record is from RefSeq and is a predicted model, not a curated record. Lineage: Eukaryota; Metazoa; Chordata; Actinopteri; Pleuronectiformes; Pleuronectidae. The transcript has 6 exons. Gene Ontology annotation, cellular component: ciliary inversin compartment. Gene Ontology annotation, biological process: intracellular signal transduction; protein localization to ciliary inversin compartment. Bases 1 to 1386 code for a protein of 461 amino acids.
AUGCUUAAUUCUUUCAUUAUCACCAUUUGUACAUUCAUUUUUGAUUUACUACAUGCCGUGUGGAGAACAGUAGUGUGCGGGCCGGCUGGUGUGGCAGUGCGAGGCCCUCGGCUCAUGGAGGAGUUCAGCCCCAGGCAACUUGCUGUCAAGCAGCUAAAGCUAAAGUUCCUGGAGGCUCUGCAGACCAAUAAUGCCCAGGAGGUCCUGGAGAUCCUGCACACUGGGGAGAUAGACAUUGACACAGUGCUGGAGGUGGAGGACCCCAGCAUGGUCCUGGCCUCAUACAAACAAGGUUAUUGGCUCCCAGGCUACAAACUGGAGACCUCCUGGGCGAUGGGUAUUCAUGUGUGUGUGAUGUACAACGCUGUGGAAACUGCACUAGUGCUCCUUCAGGAGGGUGCCGCCAUUAACCGGAAGCCCAAUGGGAAGACGCCGCUGCAUGUGGCCUGCGAGGUCUCCAACCCCGAGUGUACGGAUUUACUUUUGGCUCACAGGGCAAAGGUCAACAGCCUGUCGCUGAGUGGGCACACCCCACUGCACUACUGCAUCACCAGGGAGUCUGUGGACUGUGCCAAGCAGCUCAUCUUCAGAGGUGCAAAAGUCAACAUGCCCAGCUACAACAACGAUGAGGUCACACCGUUACACACAGCAGCCAGGCUCGGAGUUCCAGAGCUGGUGGCUCUUUACCUGGCUCAUGGAGCAUCUGUGGAUGCAGUCAACUCUUUGCAGGAGACUGCUUUGGUCACAGCGGCCUUCUGGACUUUUGAUAAUAAAGAACAAACCUACAGCGAGGAUCACCAUUUAGUCUGUCGUCUCCUGCUGGACCACCGAGCAGAUCCCAACAUCCAAGAAGAAGACCAUAAAACAGCUCUUCACAAAGCAGCCUGGCACUGUGAUCACGUCCUGAUGCAGAUGCUGCUGGAGGCCGGAGCGGACACAAGAGUCAUGGACAUCAACGGCUGCACCCCCAUUCAGUAUCUGCUCAAAGUGACAGACGUCAGGCCGAUGGCCCUACCUGAGCUCUGCUAUCAGCUGCUGCUCAACCAUAACGCAGCCAGAAUCUACCCACAACAUUUCCACAAGGUGCUGCAGUCCUGUUACGACUACCCUGGAGUAUUAGAAAUUAUGGUCAACUCUUAUGAACAUUUAAAACCCACAAAGAAGUGGAGAGAAGCCAUUCCUGAUGACUGCUACCAGCGACAUAAAGACUUCUACGACUCUCUGUUUGCCGUUUGCACCAACACGCCACGCAGCCUGCUCCACCUCACCAGAUGUGCCAUCAGAGCCAGCCUGGGCGGCCUCUGCCAAAGGGGAGUCCCACAGCUUCCUCUGCCACGUCCAAUGAAGAAAUAUUUAUUAUUAGACCCUGAGGGGUUACUGUACUGA